GGUUCAUUAACAAGCAUGGGAAACAGUGUUUAAACCCUUUACAAUGAAGAUCUUUGAAGUUAUUUGGAUUUUUACGAAUUAUCUUUGAAAGACAGAGUCCUGAAAAGAGGGAUGUUUCUUUUUUUCCUGAGUUUAUAAACUAAUUUGCCUGGCAAGAACAUUCUUUGUCAUAUUAUUGAAUUGCAUCUGCAUCAGAGAUUGUAGAGAUGGUGAUUGACCAAAAUGAGUGGUCUUUUUUAAAGCUCUGAGAGGAAACUUUUCUCAGUUUAAACAUACCACUUUUUUUCUCUGCUGUUAGAAAUUGUGCUUCACCAUGUAAGUGCACUUGUGCUGUAGCUCUCGUACCUUAAUUUAUUCCUCUUUUUGUAAGAGCAUCCUUGUUAUUCGCACUGUAUUUAAGUGUAUUGUAGAUGUUAAAAAAAACUGCUCUAGAUAGUCACCAUACCAAUUUUGUAUCUUGUAUGUACAUUGAACAUCAUUACUUUUUAAAGGAUAUGUAGGCUAGUAUGCCAGUAGUAAUUUUGUACAAUGUAGUAAAUUCUGUAAGUGAAUUUUUCCAUUUAAGAUCUCUGGUCUUUGAGAAAAUGUUUAUCUUCCUGUACAUGCAGUAUUACCAUGAAUUAUAUGUCCAUCGGCAUCGAUUCAUUGAUUUCCUAUAGAGCCUUUCCAGAAGAAUCACCUCUUCCACCACCAAUGUGUAGCACCCACUUGGGGGGGGGGGGGUGCAUGGUCAGCAACCAUUUCUGCCAGAACGCUCACCACACAUCAGCUAUCGGGUGGAGAGAUUAAUCUAUGACAAUGAGGAAUUGAAGCGGUUUGUUGGGGCUGCGGGAGCUGUAAAUUCUGCGUUUAUAUAUUCUAACGCUAGAUGGCAACAUUAGGUGAGGUUGGACCGAACUACUUUAUCGUCAAGCUUGCGCAACCUGUCUGGUUUAACCCCUUAAAUCCAAUCCCAUAGGUCAAACGUAUUAUCUUUAAAAAAAUAUAUAUAUAUAUGUUGAAGCCUAUGAACUUUGACAUCACAUUGUGUAGUAGGCUAGGAUGGAAGUCAUAUUUAUUAAGUCAACAAUGACACCAGGAUGAUACUGAUCACUUUUCCCAGAAGGAAGUGUUCAUUUUGAAUGUAACAGGCACCAGUUGGUCACAAAUUUUUCCAUGUACAGUACUGAAUGUAAUGUAGUCCCUGCAGUAAAGUCGGCCUCUGCCUAUUGCUCCGUUCAAAACCACUGGGAACUCGAACAAUGCGAGGUCAAAUCAUGACGUCAGUGAUCUUCAGGUCGGAAAGUCGGAGCUCUAGAAAGAGGCCCGAGUUCGCAAGAUCAAAUCGAUAUUUUUCCCCAGACGUGUUUUGAACACACUGAAGUAGGAAGUCGAGAUUUCCCAGUUGCUUUGAACGUGGCAUUACCCCCAGAAUAGUUUACCAACAUCGGGGAUAAUCGACUAGAUACAGCUGCGUACCGAUUUCAGGGGGCCGGAACAUAUUUUAAAAUAAUUGAUAGACUGCAAAUUGACCCCAAUAAGCCCAAACAUAUACAUUAGCCUAAAACCUAAUAAUUUUAAACCUUGCUGACAUUUGUAUGCUUAGUUUUGGAAUUGUUAGUUAGAUUACUUGUUGGUUAUCACUGCAUUGUCGGAACUAGAAGCACAAGCAUUUCGCUACACUCGCAUUAACAUCUGCUAACCAUGUGUAUGUGACAAAUAAAAUUUGAUUUGAUUUGAAUACUUUGGAACAUAUUUCCCAAAUUAAAAUGAAUUUGAGCUGAUUUGCUGGUGUUUUAUGUCCCCCCAAAAUAAAAUAAUAUAUAGUUGUUUUGCUCAGAACGUGGGGCGUAAAAUCAAAUCACCUGAGUUGUGUUGGGGAACCCUGGUUUACAUUCUGGUUAAUGGUCCCUUAGCUCUCUCACGCACUCUCUGUUGGUGUCAGUCAAGAGAACGCACGCUCGAGACCCAGCAGUACACUGGUGGCUCUACUCUGGCUCAGUAUGUUUCGCUUGCGCAUGGUUGGUUGGAGUUGCCAAGAAUGUCCUCGUAGUGUACGCAAGGUUUUUGGACUCUAAUGGAAUUGUCAAGACUCUAUGUUGGUUGCAUAUUUAUUUAAAUGAUAGCGAAUCUAUUUCGUAAAGAAAGCUGGCGGGAUAGGUUACUCCGAAAGCAAAACUCCCGACGACCCGAACCAAGUGUACCUCUUCCGAGUUUUUGCGCAAGGUGAUAGUGACAGUGACGACAGUUGAGCUGCCUUCAUAGUUGGCUGAGAGGAACGAGUCGAAUGCUUAUGGAUUACAACUCUGUGAUUCUAUGACAGGGCCGUCUCUUAGUGGAUACAUUAGGGAGGAGAAUUGUGACGCUUUUAUAGUCUGUUUCAUCUUAACGCUUCUCCAACUUCUUGCAAUUGGAUAGUCGUUUUUAAAGAAGACCAUGGCAUCGGAUACCACACCAGUGUUUUCGAAACAGGUGCUCCUGUGGCUGGUUGUAGUGUGCCAGUCUGUGUCGGUGAUGGCGUGCAGCGGGACCUAUGAGUACGUCAUCGAGGAGUUCUGUCUGGGGAAAUUCAGACUGGACAUGGAGGAACUGGACCAGCAUCGCUGGUGCAUCUGGGAGGACACAGUGGAACCUUACGGUGAGCUCACCAACUGCACCUACCUGAUCGCCCUGAAGAUGGACUGUUUCUGGCCCAACCGGCUGGUGGACGAGUUCUUCAUCCGCAUCCACAAGCACUACUUCCACGACUGCUCCCUGUCGGGACGGCUGCUGCGUGAUCCACCCAACCGUAUCCUUGGGCCAUUCAUCGUGGUGCCCAUCCUUGUCACGUUGCUCAUGACUGCCCUAGUGGUGUGGAGGAGCAAGCGCAGUGAAGGCAUGGUGUAGCCGGGUCCAACCUCCAGGCCACCAGCCAGGGAGAAGAGGUCUAGAGGAGGCCCCCUUCACCUCCACCUCCAACCAUGACAGACUCAGAUACACAUAACACUGCUGCUACCUACUACAGAACAGACAUCAUGGACCAGGUGAGGGACUGGGAGGCCUGUCUAAGCCUGUCUCAAGGAUAACAUUAUAGAGCAUCUCUGGUCCUAUCAGUCUGUUUGAUAGGAGGCGGAGCUAGAGGCACAGGAUAUAGGAAUGUACACGGACUACAAGAUGAGAGUUCAUAUAACUACAGUAAUUAUACCCUGCAGACGGACUGGUUUAAAAAUGGAAGAGUGAUUCCAUUGCCCUUUAUCUACUAAAUCCAAUCUGGCUGGAGAAUCACAAGCUGUUUGCCAUGAAGGACAGAUGGUGUCUGAUUGGUUUGAAGGACUUCCUGGACACAUUAGGUAAUUUCCUGUGCAGUGAGUUGAGACACUUUGGCACAGCUCCUGGAGUGGACUUUUUACAGUCAGUCACUGAUUGGUUGAUGUAAAGCAUCGUCCUAUCAUCUCUGUGCUUUAUGGAUGUUGUCUGUGCACUCUGUACUCUCCUCAAACACUGUUUGGUCCCCCCUGUUCCUGUCCUUGCCUGUCAGAACCAACAAAUUUCUGCACUCCACACUUCAAGUCCUUACUUUGUGUACUGUGCCAAAGUACCUGUCAGUAACAAAAAUAAUUACAAAAAUAUUCAAAUCAAAUGUGUCCAUGAAUAGAAAGUGAAUAUGAAAAAGAUAAUAUUAUUUUAUGAUGUGUGCGAGACUGAGGUACAACAUACUGUGCAAAUGAUGGAUUAAUAGCCUACUGUUGGUAUUUCAUAAUGACUGUGUUCAAUAAACUUGGAUU
Molecule: messenger RNA, 3743 nt
Organism: Oncorhynchus gorbuscha (pink salmon)
Lineage: Eukaryota; Metazoa; Chordata; Actinopteri; Salmoniformes; Salmonidae
Gene: ramp1
Product: receptor activity modifying protein 1
Exons: 3
Coding region: 2416-2865 (149 amino acids)
Biological process (GO): regulation of G protein-coupled receptor signaling pathway; protein localization to plasma membrane; intracellular protein transport
Cellular component (GO): membrane; cell surface; signaling receptor complex
Molecular function (GO): coreceptor activity
Source: RefSeq, a predicted model, not a curated record